AUGAACCCAGAGGACGUGGAGGCUGCAGCAAUCAGCGCUUGCAAGGUCGCACCUUUCUGGAAGUCAGCACCCAAAAGCUGGUUUACGUUAAUCGAAUCGUCCAUCUACACAUCCAGAGUGACCAAGGAUGAAUCCAAAUAUCAUCUCGUCAUGUCUGCAAUGCCUUCUUCAGACAUUAUCACAGAAACUGAGGAUGAGAGGCUCUAUAACGACAUGUCACUGAGCAACAAGAAGCCGUUUCAGCUGUUGCGCCACAUGCGCUCGCUAGUAGAUGGAAAAAUAUCCGAGGAUGCACUCAAGGUCAAGUGGUUGGCCUUGAUACAGGUCCACACCAGGCAAGCGCUCAAGAUCUUGCACAGUGCGCUCCUCAGCGAGCUGGCUGACGAGCUCCUCGAGAUUCCUUCCACACCAGGAGUCUGCGCCACCGAUCCAGCCGUCACAGCAAGCAUCAACGCAGCAGCUCUGAGGAACAAGACCUACCCGAAUACGCUGGCAGCAGACAUUUCAGCCAUAAGAGCUUGCCUGGUACAGCUGACGACCACGCAGGAGAUGCUUGUGAAUAGGCUGCCGCUCUCUGGUGAUCAAUCCAACAAGGGAAAAAACGGGAACAAUAGGAGAUUCAGGUUACGAAGUACAGCGGCCAAGCAGCAAAUCUAUCACUUUCAUUGGAAAUUCGGAGCUGUGGCGCAUAAGUGCCAAGCCCCAUGCAACUUCAAGUCGAGCAACCAGGAAAACAAGUAG
Nasonia vitripennis (jewel wasp) is the source of this 741-nucleotide messenger RNA. RefSeq lists its product as uncharacterized. The transcript has 2 exons. The record is from RefSeq and is a predicted model, not a curated record. Bases 1 to 741 code for a protein of 246 amino acids. Lineage: Eukaryota; Metazoa; Arthropoda; Insecta; Hymenoptera; Pteromalidae.